Messenger RNA from Tinamus guttatus (white-throated tinamou), 1810 nucleotides. Lineage: Eukaryota; Metazoa; Chordata; Aves; Tinamiformes; Tinamidae. The record is from RefSeq and is a predicted model, not a curated record.
AUGGGCUCAAGUCGCUCUUGUAUCCCGCCCUUGGACGGGCGCUCCAUGCCCUGCAGAGCGGCCCGCGACAACGCGGUGGCCGCGGCAGCCCGGAGCAGUGCGGGGAUCCGGCCUGCGGGCCCUGGUCGCUUUUCGCUUGGCCCUGGAGAUGCCUCCUUCGCCUGUGCGGGCUGCUGUUGGCUGGGAGGUGCCGGGCAGGGCUUUAAAGCAAACCUGUCCCUUCUGAGGCGGCCCGGGGAGAAGACCUAUACUCAGCGCUGCCGCUUGUUUGUUGGCAAUUUGCCCGCUGAUAUCACGGACGAGGACUUCAAAAGACUGUUCGCCAAAUAUGGGGAGCCGGGCGAGGUGUUCAUCAAUAAGGGAAAAGGAUUUGGUUUCAUUAAGUUGGAAUCCAGAGCUCUUGCAGAAAUUGCAAAAGCAGAACUGGAUGAUACCCCCAUGAGGGGUCGACAGCUCCGUGUCCGAUUUGCCACGCAUGCUGCUGCUCUUUCAGUGCGUAAUCUUUCACCCUAUGUGUCCAACGAGUUAUUGGAAGAAGCUUUUUCCCAGUUUGGUCCAGUGGAAAGAGCUGUUGUGAUUGUGGAUGAUCGAGGCAGAUCAACAGGAAAAGGCAUUGUUGAAUUUGCAUCAAAGCCAGCUGCAAGAAAAGCAUUUGAACGGUGUACCGAAGGAGUGUUUUUGUUGACAACCACUCCCAGGCCAGUUAUUGUAGAACCGCUGGAGCAACUGGAUGAUGAAGACGGUCUUCCAGAAAAGCUUGCUCAGAAGAAUCCGAUGUAUCAAAAGGAAAUAGAGACUCCUCCCCGUUUUGCUCAGCCUGGCAGUUUUGAAUUUGAAUAUUCCCAGAGGUGGAAAUCUUUAGAUGAAAUGGAAAAGCAGCAGAGAGAACAAGUGGCAAAAAACAUGAAAGAUGCCAAGGACAAACUUGAAAGUGAGAUGGAAGAUGCUUAUCAUGAACAUCAGGCAAACCUCCUGCGUCAAGACCUUAUGAGACGUCAGGAAGAGCUGAGGCGUAUGGAAGAACUCCAUAAUCAGGAAAUGCAGAAACGCAAGGAAAUUCAGCUGAGACUUAACAGCCUUUUGCAAUAAUCAGGUCGCAGAGGGGAGGAGGAGAUGAUGAUACGUCAGCGAGAAAUGGAAGAACAAAUGAGAAGACAGAGGGAAGAGAAUUAUAGUAGAAUGGGUUACAUGGAUCCAAGAGAGAGAGACAUGAGAAUGGGUGGUGCCACCACAAUGAACAUGGGAGAUCCUUAUGCUUCUGCAGCCCAGAAAUUUCCACCUCUCGGAGGUGGUGGCGGCAUAGGUUAUGAAGCUAAUCCAGGAGUUGGCCAAGCAGCCAUGAGUGGUUCUAUGAUGGGAAGUGACAUGCGUCCUGAACGCUUUGGGCAGGGAGGUGCGGGGCCUGUGGGUGGCCAGGGUCCUAGAGGAAUGGGGCCUGGAACGCCAGCAGGAUAUGGUAGAGGGAGAGAAGAAUAUGAAGGCCCAAACAAAAAGCCCCGAUUUUAGAUGUGACCUGUAGUUUCAUUCCAGUUUGUUUUUGUCUGUCUUGUUUAGACACCAACUUUUAAAUUCUUGCAUUUUAGUAAGAAAGCUACGUUUUUAUGGAUGUUAGAAACUUACUGACCUAAUAUUUGUAAGUGGUCUGUUUGGGCAAGUACAAUUUAAUUAUGUAAUGCAGUGUUUCAAGACAAAUUUAGCUGUUUUUUUGAUGUAUAACGUCCCUAACUUGAUGGCAGUGUACCUUGUGCCACUGAACUCCCAAAGUGUACCAACUUUUUUUUACUGUGCUUCAAAUAAAUAGAAAACUAAA